ACUGUAUCUAGAUUCUGUACCUUAACCCCAACAUCCUUAUAAUUACUCUUCCUUUCAACCCCACCCAGUAUUUUCUCUUGUUUUCUUCUGAUCCUAUUCCGCACUAUAUAUACCCCCCCGUUCCCUGCUUCACUUCUCAUCAGCCCACUUCUACUCUUCUUCCUCCUCGCAGACCUUUCCCUAAAACCCUAAAUUCACACUAACACUUCCUCUAAUAAUUUAAACCAAACUACUAGUUCCGCAUAUAAAGAAUGUCGGGGGUUUGGGUUUUCAAACAUAAUGGAGUGUUUAUCUUGGAGAAUCCUGGAGCUGAAGCAUCUGAAGGAAGACAAGGAGGUUCUUCAAGGAGAAAGGUUCUAGUGCACUUGCCAUCUGGUCAAGUUGUAACUUCUUACUCUUCCCUUGAGCAAAUACUCAGAAACUUAGGUUGGGAGAGGUAUUAUGGAGGUGAUCCUGAUCUCUUCCAAUUCCACAAACACUCUUCCAUCGACCUAAUAUCUCUUCCAAGGGAUUUCUCCAAGUUCACUUCUGUUUACAUGUACGAUAUUGUCGUCAAAAACCCCAACAUCUUCCAUGUCCGUGAUAUGUAAGCUACCCGGCCCUAUGCAUUUCUGCAUCUGCAUAUCAUAAUGCGUGGACUGCUCUUUUCUUUUUCCUUUUUGUUUUCUUUCUUUCGGGGCAUUGUCAGCAAAAUUGGUUCUAGAAUUGUGUGUUAUCUUCCUUAAUAUAUGUAGGAUUAACUCCACUGCUAGCUAGCGAGCUAGGUUCAGAACUUUUCCUUGUUUACAAUAAAUAGCAAUAAAAGUGGAACCUGAAGAUUGUACUGUUUAUGGUUUUCUUAAUUUAUUGUAUUCGUGUAA
Messenger RNA from Ricinus communis (castor bean), 860 nucleotides. RefSeq names its product flowering-promoting factor 1. The coding region runs from base 252 to 590 and encodes 112 amino acids. Gene Ontology annotation, biological process: vegetative to reproductive phase transition of meristem; regulation of flower development. The record is from RefSeq and is a predicted model, not a curated record. The transcript has a single exon. NCBI's taxonomy places the organism in Eukaryota, Viridiplantae, Streptophyta, Magnoliopsida, Malpighiales, Euphorbiaceae.